Molecule: messenger RNA, 2344 nt
Organism: Orcinus orca (killer whale)
Lineage: Eukaryota; Metazoa; Chordata; Mammalia; Artiodactyla; Delphinidae
Gene: LRRC71
Product: leucine rich repeat containing 71
Exons: 12
Coding region: 228-1964 (578 amino acids)
Molecular function (GO): protein binding
Source: RefSeq, a predicted model, not a curated record
UGUCGGCCUCGCGUGCGCUCUGUGGUUGCCCCUUGCCCUCGGGCCCGCCCACCUUGCGCGGUUGUCUUGGAGAGGGACGCUGAGGCGACGCCGCGGCAGGCGGGUCCCGCCUGUGGACGCGGAAUAGAGACCCUUGAUUCGGCCACCUCCAGGGCGAGCCCCACAGAAUCCCGUCCUGCCUCCUUGCCCCCGUGAGUGUCCCCAGAGUCGCUGCGGACGGCACCAGCAUGUCGGGCGAGGCGAGCGCACCACCAGUGGCCUCACCCAGGGCCCCGCGUCCCGGGAUCCAGAAGUCAUCCGGUGCAGUGACCAGGAAAGGAGACCGCGGGGCCAAGGAGAAGCCGACGACCGUCCUGCCGCCGGUGGGGGAGGAGGAACCCAAAAACCCUGAGGAGUACCAGUGCACCGGCGUCCUCGAGGUGGACUUCGCUGAGCUCUGCACGCGGUGGGGCUACACGGACUUCCCCAAAGUGGUCACCCGGCCCCGCCCGCACCCAACCUUCGUCCCGUCCGCCUCUACGUCGGAAAAGCCCACCGUAGACGAACAGCCGCUGUCCGGGUCCUGCAGCUUCAACAGCCUGGAGAGCAAAUACGUGUUCUUCCGGCCCACCAUCCAGGUGGAGCUGGAGCCUGAGGACAAGUCCGUGAAGGAAAUCUACAUCCGCGGUUGGAAGGUUGAGGAGCGUAUCCUGGGUAUCUUCUCUAAGUGUCUGCCCUCCCUCAGCCAGCUUCAGGCCAUCAACUUGUGGAAGGUGGGGCUGACUGAUAAGACCCUGACCACCUUUAUCGCCCUCCUGCCUCUCUGCUCAUCCACGCUCAGGAAGGUGUCUCUGGAGGGGAACCCGCUGCCGGAGCAGUCCUAUCACAAGCUCAUGGCAGUGGACAGCACGAUCGCGCACUUGUCUCUGCGGAACAACAACAUCGACGACCACGGCGCGCAGCUCCUAGGCCAGGCUCUGUCCACGCUGCACAGCUGCAACCGGACCCUGGUCUCCCUCAACCUGGGCUUCAACCACAUCGGUGACGAGGGCGCGGGCUACAUCGCGGACGGCCUCCGGCUCAACCGCUCCCUGCUCUGGCUGUCCCUGGCCCACAACCGCAUUCAGGACAAGGGCGCCCUGAAGCUGGCCGAGGUCCUGCGCCCCUUCGAGCUGACGCACACCGAGGUGGUGGAGCGCCGGCGCCUCCUGCUGGAGAAAGGUUCGCAGGAGCGCUUGCGAUCGGUGAGGAGCGCUCGGAGCCUGAGACCUGAGCCCUUGGAACCGCUGCCCAGACAUGGGGACUCCAAAACAGAGCGUGAGAAGAAUCAGCUGAUGAGGGUCAGCAGUUUUGCAAUGGUGGAGAAAGACAAGAUGCAGACAACGAAGACCCCUAAGGGUCUGGGCAAGAAAAAGGAGAAGUCCGGGGAAGUGGUGAAGAAAGAGGAGAAGUCAGGGUCUGGGCAGUCACCCACACAAGGAACCUCUAAGAAAGAAGACUCCACAAAGACAGGCAAGGGGAAGGUAACCAUCCCUGAGCAGAAACUAAGCAAGGGAAAAGGGACCAAGACUGUGAGCAAAGAGAAGCGCAGCAUCCUCCCGGAGUCGGAGGUAGGCUGCAGGAGAAGCGGGGUGGGGGACACGUCCCUGGGGUCCAGUCCCCCAGCCUUCCUGGCAUGGAGUCUCCGGCCCUGUACUGUGGCAGCAGCCACUUCAACUCACAUUGUGCCCUCAGUCCUGGCCCCCUCCCUAAUCCAACCUGGGCUUGCAGGGGUAGCAGAGCUCAGUGCCCCCUCCCCUUCUACCUUUACUUGCUUAUUAGGAGCCCACACUUUUGAUCCUCUGCCUCAACUCAGUCUGCUUCCCGAAAGGCCAUUUGUUCCUCACCACCACGCCCACGGUUGCUCAUACAGUUGCACAGGGAACGAAGCACAUUCUCCUUUGCCCCUGCCAGCAGCUCCCCAGGAGGGCAGGGUGUCUUCCUAGUCGUGGUACUACCCCCACCCUGUGCACAGCUACUUGAGACCCUCUCUCCUUUGCCCCUGGAGCCUCCCUUUUCUAUUUAAACUUGGACCAACUUGUUCCUUGCUUUGGAAACCUUCCUGGACUGCUGACUCCAUAGCUCCCACCCCUCCGCAGUGGAGUCAGCUAACCCUAAGCCUAACCCGAGGGCUAUCUGUCCUUACACGUACCUUGUUGUAUUGUGCUUUGCAGAUUUUUUUUUUUUUUUUAUACAAACUAAAGGUUUGUGGCAACCCUGCGUCGAGCAAGUCCGUUGGUGCCAUUUUUUUCCAAGAGCAUUUGCUCACUUCGUGUCUCUGGGUCACAUUUUGAUAAUUCUCUCAAUAUUUCAAGCUUUUUCAUUA